UGACAAGGAUGAUUAUCUGAUUAUCUUGCGUGCAGGGGGGGGUUCUGAUUUUCCUGCUUUUUAGAGUAUCCUGAUUUUUGUUUCUCUUUGCUUGCCACAGAAAAAGCCAAAGCUUCAAACGGUUGCGUCUUAGUCCACUGUUUAGCCGGAAUAUCCCGCUCAGCCACAAUUGCCAUUGCCUAUAUAAUGAAAAGGAUGGACAUGUCCUUAGAUGAGGCCUACAGGUUUGUGAAAGAGAAGAGGCCGACCAUUUCUCCUAACUUCAACUUUCUCGGCCAGCUUCUGGACUUUGAAAAGAAGAUCAAGAACCAGGGAGGCACCGGCGGGCUUGUUAGCAAACUCAAGCUUUUGCAUUUGGAAAACGGCAGCAACCACGGAGCAGGUGGUGGACCCCUACGGGCCUCUUCUCAGCUCUGGGCUUCCUCUACCUCAGAGAAGGUGGAGACGAAAGCCCCGGAGCCAGGAAAGCCAUCAGCUCCCACUCUCCCACCAUCUGCAGAGGGCGGCUCCUUGGUGCAAGGCCGAACUGGGUUAAACGUCCCCUCCGAUAAAGUUGAAGACAGCAACAGAUUGAAGCGGUCAUUUUCCUUGGAUAUCAAGUCCGUCUCGUGCGCCGCCGGCAACGCUUGCCUUACGGCUUCAGGACCAGGCUAUCCUUCCUUGGAAGACACGUUGGAGUUCUACAAGCAUUCGGCCACUUUGGAAGCGGGCGGCAAGUUGUGCCAGUUCUCUCCAGUCCAGGAGGUUUCAGAACAGACCCCCGAGGGCAGCCCCGAUAAAGAACACACCAAGCUGCCAGAGAAGUCCCACCAGGGUUGGCAGCCCGACAGCCAGAGCAAGCGGCAGCAUUCGGGAAGGACCAAUUGUUCUGCUCAGAGGUCAUCCUUGUACCCGUUGCAUCGAAGCGGGAGCAUGGAAGAUAAUUACAGAACCAACUUCCUCUUCGGCCUUUCGGCCAGCCAGCAACAUCUGGCCAAGUCUGCAGCUGGGCUGGGUCUCAAAGGCUGGCAUUCGGACAUCUUAUCUCCUCAGACCUCUGCGGCUUCCCUGACCGGCAGCUGGUAUUUCACCGCCGAUCCUUCCCAUAUUUAUUCCGCUUCAGCCAUAUACGGGAGGAGCGCCACCUAUUCGGCCUUCAGUUGCAGCCAGCUACCCACGGGGUGCGAGCAAACGUAUGGGGUGCGCAGGAGAGAAAAACACGGGGAGCGAGGCGACUCCCGGCGGAGCUGGCACGAGGAGAGCUCUUUUGAGAAGCAGUUCAAGCGGAGGAGUUGCCAGAUGGAAUUUGGGGAAAGUAUCAUGUCAGAGAACAGGUCCCGAGAAGAACUUGGGAAAAUGGGAAGCCAAUCCAGCUUUUCAGGCAGCAUGGAGAUUAUUGAAGUUUCUUGACUCUCUUCGUUGAUUUCCUGUCCCCCCCCUCCCAUUCCUUCUGUCCCAAUUUUCUAUAAAACAAUUCCCUGUAAAUCUGAAAUUUCAGAAUACUGUUCAGCUCCGGUAUGGACGAAAUUUAACAAAAACUGAUUGCGUGUGCGUGCCUGCGUGUGUGGCUUUUGUGUGUGUGCAUGCACGCACAGAGGCCCCGUGAGUGUAUUCAAGAGGGAUUAAAUGGUAAAAUUUUAAUUUUUGCAAUAUAGACAAUCAGCUCUUUUCUUGCCUUGCACGUUCUCAUCACCUUAAGGCAAAA
Messenger RNA from Notechis scutatus (mainland tiger snake), 1684 nucleotides. The record is from RefSeq and is a predicted model, not a curated record. NCBI's taxonomy places the organism in Eukaryota, Metazoa, Chordata, Lepidosauria, Squamata, Elapidae.